UCCUAGUAAGAGCCAGGGCUCAGAGAAGCUUUUGCUCUACCUACUAUUCCCCAAAAGGCACCUCGGUUUGGGGAAACACCUAGUCCAACAUGGAGCCUCUAACGUCAAGGAACCAUAAUUCUGUAAUUAUGGGCACCAAUUAAAGGAAUUUCUGACAGAUUUUUUUUUUUAAGGAGCAAAAAUUUUUCUACCUUGUUUGGAAUAACAUAUUUUUCAAGAACUUUCAUUCUUUUUUAUCCCUUUUUUUUCAGUGUGAUACACUUUUAUUUUUCACUGGAAGAGCGAAGUACUAUUUAAAUUCUGGCUUUCCCCAGACUCCAGGGUUCUGAUGGAAGGUUCACUCCAGAAGGCCUUCUUUUAGACAUAUCAAUCCAGGAUCUAACGCAUACGUUUGGUCCUAUAACAACAUCCCUCUGAUUUCCCUGACUCACAAUAGGAGAAACAAAAUGACUGUCCAUAGAGACCCUAACUUCCUCUGGCAGUCGCACCAUCCACGAUGGCAUGCAGAACCUUACACAGAAUGGAGGAAAGAACAGAAAAGAACAACUCAACAUGACACAGAGGACCCACCCACUAGGACACAUGCAUCUACGUCUUCAAACUGUUUAUUGCACAGGCAUAGGUGGAGGGGGAAUUGGUUUCUCCUGCCUCUGCUCAUAGUCUAUUAUUUGCCCUGUGGGGCUUGGGGUGCCACUUUCAAGAUUGCCCUGGUGGGACCCUGGACGUGUGACCCCAUGUACUCCAAAGCCCUUCCUGACCUGGCUGCCCGAUUGGCUAUGGCCCGCAUCAACAAAGACCCCUACCUCAGUAAAGGAUACUGGUAUGAUUACACUUUAAUCAAUGAGGACUGCCAGACUUCCAGGGCUUUGGCCCGCUUCAUUGAGUUGGAAGGGUAUGGCUCUGUUUUUCUUGGGCCAGCCAAUCCUGGCUACUGCACGUCCGCUGCUCUUCUGGUCAAGAACUGGAAUGCAGGCAUCCUGUCCUGGGCAUGCCUGAAAGCCAACAUGGAUGAUGGGACAUACCCAACAUUCCUGCGGCCUCUGCCACUUUCGUCCCGGGUGCUGUUUGCUGUGCUGCGCUUCUUUCACUGGGCACAUGUAGCCAUUGUGUCAGAGGAAAAUGACAUAUGGGAGGCAACUGGACAGGAACUUGCUGCCUCACUGCGUACCCUUGGCCUACCCAUCAGCACUGUGGUUACCAUGGAGAUGGAUGAAGAUGGGCCCCGGAAAGCCCUGGAGAAAAUCCGAGAGGCAGAUCGUGUGAGAGUGGUCAUCAUGUGCAUGCACUCCGUUCUUAUGGGUGGAGAGGCUCAAUACAAGUUACUGACCACAGCAAUGCACAUGCGCAUGAUAGACCGUGGUUAUAUCUUCAUCCCAUAUGACACCCUACUCUAUGCGCUACCAUAUAAAAAUGUGACCUACUCGGUACUUGCCAAUGACACCCAACUGCGCCGGGCACACGACGGAGUCCUCACCAUCACUAUGGACCAAGGAGAGCAAAACUUCUAUGAAGCCUUCAAGGAAGCCCAGGACAGCUACGAGAUCCACAGCAGUGCUGAGCCUGAACAAGUCUCUCCAUUCUUUGGCACCAUCUAUAACAUGCUGUACUACACGGCGAUGGCGACAGAAACGAGUAGGUUGGCUGGAGGAGGCCGACGGGUGACAGGUGAGGCUCUGGCUCAGAACAAGGGAGGCUUCGAGUUCAGUGGCUUCAAUCAACCCAUUUCGGCAGGCAGCGAUGGUGAGGGCAUGCAAGCACGCUAUGUGGUUCUGGACACAGAUGGCACUGGUGUCACCCUCCAGCAGACACAUGUCCUGGAGGCGCCGCACACAUAUGGGAAAUUUGGUGCACUCAAGUACAUGGGGAAGUCCAUCCACUUUGCAGGUGCCUCCCCCAGCACUGACCCCAACUGCUGGUUCAGCAGCUACGUGGCCUGCAGUGGUGGAAUGGAUGGAGUGACCUUCUUUUUCCUUUGCCUCCUUUUCUGUGCUUUAAUUGCUGCAAGUGUUUUCCUCUACCACAUGAAGGCGACCGGACAACUGGGUAUGUUGGGAGGGUUUGGAGGGGGAGGUACUUCAACCCCAUCGAAGAUAGUGCUCACACUGGAUGACCUGGUCUUUAUCAACACACAACUGAGCAAGAGGAAGCUAAAUGAAGACGGUGUGGCGAAGAGUCAGUUAGAUGAGAAAACACCUCGUCACUCCGUCUCAGGACGAAGCUACUUCACAUCCACCCCCGAAAUCUCCAAUGUGGCUGUGUUUGAGGGUGACUGGGUAUGGUUGAAGAAAUGCCAUAAUGGAGAAACAGUCACAGAGAUCAGUGACAGCACACAAUCCAUCUUCAUUAAGCUGAGGGAUAUGCGUCAGGAGAACCUAAACCUGUUCGUGGGCCUGUUUCUGGACUCGGGGAUAUUCGGCAUUGUGACCGAACACUGCACAAGAGGCAGCCUGGAGGACCUACUUAACAACGAAGAAAUGAGACUUGACUGGAUGUUCAAAUCCUCCCUGCUUAUGGACCUGAUCAGGGGAAUGAAGUAUCUGCAUAAUCGGGGUAUCAUUCAUGGUCGUCUGAAGUCUCGAAACUGUGUGGUGGAUGGCCGGUUUGUUCUAAAGGUGACAGAUUAUGGUUUGAACAAAAUCAUGAGCUCCCUAAACAUCACUCAGGAUGACAGCAAACCAGAAGAUCAGCUGUGGACAGCCCCAGAGCUCUUGAGGAGUAUGACGCUGAUGAACAAGGGCACGUACAAGGGCGAUGUCUAUAGCUUUGCCAUCAUCAUGCAGGAGGUCAUCUCUCGCUCUGCUCCCUUCUGCAUGCUGGACAUGCCUGCGAAAGAGAUCAUAGAUAAAGUACGCAAUCCUCCUCCUCUCUGCCGACCCUCUGUAUCAAUGGAUGAGGCUCCACUGGAGGUCAUUCAGAUCAUGAAGCAGGCCUGGAGUGAAGAUCCAGAACUGAGACCCUCGUUUGAGGAGAUCUUCAAACAGUUUAAGACCAUCAGUAAAGGAAAAAAGACCAACAUCAUUGACUCCAUGCUGCGUAUGCUGGAGCAAUACUCCACCAAUCUGGAGGACUUGAUCCGUGAAAGAACGGAGGAGCUGGAAGUGGAGAGACAGAAAACGGAUGCCCUUGUGGCCCAGAUGCUGCCUAAGUCUGUUGCUCUGGCUCUGAAGAAAGGGAAGCCAGUGACACCAGAGCAUUUUGCAGAGGCAACGCUGUACUUCAGUGACAUUGUGGGGUUUACCACCAUCUCAGCCUUGAGCGAGCCCAUUGAGGUGGUGGACCUCCUAAAUGACCUCUAUACCCUGUUUGACUCUAUCAUUGGCAUGCAUGAUGUCUACAAGGUUGAGACCAUUGGUGAUGCGUACAUGGUGGCGUCAGGAGUUCCAACCCGCAACGAGAACCGACACGCGGCCGAGAUGGCAAACAUGUCUCUGGACAUCCUGUCCUGCAUCGGCACAUUCAAAAUGAGACACAUGCCCAGCGUCAAAGUCAAAAUCCGCAUUGGACUCCACUCUGGUCCAGUAGUAGCUGGAGUGGUGGGGUUGACGAUGCCCAGGUAUUGUCUGUUUGGAGACACAGUCAACACAGCAUCUCGAAUGGAAUCCACAGGGCUGCCUUACAGAAUACAUGUCAACCAGAGCACAGUCGACGUCCUCAGAGAGCUCAAACUUGGAUACCAGAUAAAGUCAAGGGGCAAAACGGAACUUAAGGGUAAGGGAGUCGAGGAGACGUUUUGGUUAGUCGGGAAGGACGGGUUCACCAAGCCCCUGCCCAUUCCACCAGAUCUUACCCCUGGGGGGAGUAACCAUGGCAUCAGUUUGGAGGAGAUUCCUAUAGACAGAAGGCAGCGCUUCCUGGACCGGCAAAAGAGGAUGGGAUAAAGAAGGAGGUUUAGGCAAUGAUGCUGAUCUUCCUCCACCAGCUGUGACUGGACCUCUGGCAUUCAGCAACAGAUUCAGGCAUAAUUCAGCAUGGGGUGGGAUGAAAGAAGAUGCCCUGGGGAUUAUUUACUCAUACCCCUACUACUUUCUGAUGUUCCCAAAGCACAAAUUCGGAGGUGGAAUUUUUUUCAAGGAUGUCAAACCGCCUCAGCCUCUCAGUAUGAACCACUGCCAUUCUGCUACAUAUUAAACCAGAACAUAGCCAAUACACUAACCAAUGCCUGACCAGUUGCAUAUCUAAAAAUCCAGUGAAGCUUUGUAGUCAGUGUUUAAAUCAAAUUUUUAAUGAAGAUACACCUGUAGACAAGAGGACAAAGGAAGCCUGAAAGAUUACGACUUGUGGAUCUUUUUACAUUUUGUUUUGUAAACAAAAGCAGAAAAACUAAUAAACCAAAUGCUUGUUUGUAAAGCAUCUGCUUGAUCAUAUGUAAUUCCUGAAGGAUUGAAUUCAAAUAAUGCAUUCAUUCAUUCUUUCAUUCAUUCAUCUUCUGUAACCACUUUAUCCUGGUCAGCAAAAUAUAGGCUUUCUAAAAGAUUAUUUAAAUUGUUUACAUAGAAUCUUACAAGUUAGAGUAGUAUAAAUGGUUAAGGUGAAGCAAAAAGGAACUUUAUCUCAUUUUUCUGGAUUUCUACACAGUACUCUUUGUUCAUUUUGGAGAGAAUUCCUGUAAGUCUUGUGUAAUGACACAUAUCCAGAGUUACGAUUGGCCAAGUUUGCACAUUUGGAUAGCAAAUUUUGUCAAACAGCCAUGAUAAUAGGACAAAAAUUCUCUCAACUCAUUCAGACACUUUAUAUUUAUAGUUUGCUGUGCAAAAUCAACACAGAGAGCUGUUCCACUUCCUUCUUUGCCCAAAAUUAAGAUGAUCAAGUUGUUCAGCCUCACAGAAAAUCACAUUAUCACACACACUUACUAACAUUUUUAUCACCCAACAAUGUGUACAUGAAUUGUGACGUGUAAUCCCAUUUUCUUAUCAUGACAAAGGCUGAAUGUACUGUACAUCCACUCCAUAAUGAGGCACAACAUGCAAGCUGAUAUAUGGAGCUGAGGAAACUUUGCAAAGGGUUCUUGGACUUUAUCACCACUUCACUUUUGUUAUGGACUCCAGCAUCACCUGCCACGUCUCUGCACUGAAUUUUACUGUUCCUUCCGGUUCUGAAGUAGGCCAUGUUUUCUACUAAAGAGUUAUGUUACUGUAGAAUGUAGGUACUGUCAGACUGUAAAUCUGAGAGAUGGCUGUGUAAAUAAAAUUGGUUUUAGCAGGAAAAAAAUGGUUUCUGCUUAUUAUAAGUUUUAAAAAUCCAUCUUAAUCAACAAAGAGACCUUUACAAUCCCCCC
Messenger RNA from Pangasianodon hypophthalmus (striped catfish), 5275 nucleotides. RefSeq names its product guanylate cyclase 2D, retinal (gene gucy2d). Gene Ontology annotation, molecular function: peptide receptor activity; guanylate cyclase activity; protein kinase activity. Gene Ontology annotation, biological process: receptor guanylyl cyclase signaling pathway; protein phosphorylation; cGMP biosynthetic process. The record is from RefSeq and is a predicted model, not a curated record. Lineage: Eukaryota; Metazoa; Chordata; Actinopteri; Siluriformes; Pangasiidae. The transcript is spliced from 20 exons. The coding region runs from base 447 to 3878 and encodes 1143 amino acids.